AUGUCUAGUAUAGAUAAAUAUUUGAGUGCAGCAGCAAAGGUUUUGGUUGACGAUAAGUUUGCCAAUUUCAUAGAAAAAUCAGUAUCAGCUCAGAGUGGAUUGGUUGCAAAUUUUUUCAAUGGAUCUGAGAAACCAGGUGACCAAUUACCAUUCAUUUUUGCAAACUUUUUAUCGGGCGCAAUUGCGGCAGUCCCAGUGUAUGGAUCUGCAUUAUCUGCUGUUUCUUUGCUCAUCUUCAAGUUGGUGAUUGACAAUCCGGACCCUGCUGAACAACAGAAAAAGUUAAUUGCAGAUAUGAUUGGUCAAGCAAUGCAAAAGGAUGCAAUGGAAGAAGCUAUGAACGUCUAUAAAGGAAUGGUUGCUCAUAUCCAAGAUAAAGCCGAUGCUGAAGCUGUAAUUUUGAAAGGAGACCAACCAGAUUGGAUUACAAUGAGAAUGAAAAUCGAGAAUGUAUUCAGUCAUUUCUUGUUUUCCUCAUCGAUUAUUCUCAAGGAGAACUAUGAAGUUGUCAAUCUUCCUAUAUAUGCUCAAUUUUCUGCGCUUCAUUUGACAUUCAUUUAUGAUGUCAUUCAAAGAGCAUCGUACUUUGGUAUUUCAGAUCUACUUAAAAUACAUUAUUGUAAUACAUUCAAGAAAUACAAAAAAUUGUAUUUGGAUAAUAUUUUUAGAAUCUACAACAAAGGUCAAGAAGAGGUGAUGAAGAAAUUCCCAGAAAAACCAUUGGCUAAAUACAACUACCAUUCAACAUUCAACAAGUAUCAGGAAUAUAGAAAUACAAUCAUGUUGGAUGUCUACCAAUAUAUGCAUAUAUUCGCAAUUCUAAACAUUGACAGACUUGCAUUGUUUGAUAAUGGAUUCAACUAUGUCAAUCCACGACCAAUCUUCUCCAAGAUGAUUGCCAAGACAGUUCCUCCACUCAAGACCAAAGUUGUCAAACAGGGAGCCACUCCAGUUAAAGUGGUGAAUCCAGAGGCAAUGGUAUCUUUCAGAAUGCCACUCGAUACAAUCCUCAAAAAGUUAGAUGAACAGAAAGGAUCAUUCUAUUUCCAAGAGAUAUGGCGUGUUUGGGUCACAGCCAAUGAAGAGCGAAUCAACAGUCUUCAAUGUCAAUAUUACAAAUCACCACUCUCAGCUGCACCAUUCACAGAUAUCAUUGGUGAAACAAAUGGUGUACUCCAAGAUCUUCUUGGACCAUUGACAAACCAACUCAUUUUCAAUAUCAGAGAUGAAGAUGAUGAUGAUAGAAUGAAAUUCAUUGGAUUAUAUUCUGACAAGAGAGUGGGUGCAACCAAAUAUUUGGAUAAAACACCAACUUUCGACAAAGUAACCUUUAAGAACCACAAGAUUUCACAAGUCAUCGGAAUUGAUAGAACUUCAUUCCGUACCAAGCCAACAGAAACUGACCCAGGUAUUUAUGGUUUGGUUGUUGCAUUUGUUCCAGAAUCGCUUGAACCAAACUUUUUGGAUCCAACUAAACUCAAUAUUAUGUCACCAAUGUGUUUGGAUCAACCAAUAGAAAAAAACUUUGCCCUUCAAAAGAAUUAUAAUAAUGUUCUUGGUAUAGAUGCAUUGUUAUUGAAAACAAACGGAGAGGUGGUUUUCGAUUAUAAAUGCAAGAAACCAACUCUGUUCAUUAUUUACAUUGAUGUGGUAGCACCUGUUGAUGCAACUAUAUCAUUCUGGAAAUUAGGUGAAAAAGCAGUUAAUUAUGAUAUUGUCAAAGGUGGUGAACUUCGCCAAGUUUCCAACCAGACUAUCCAAGAAAACACACAGAAAUUCCACUUGAAAGUAAUCAAAGGUCAAAUUAUUUUGAAAUCAAUCUAUCUUGCACCAGUAAAACCACCCAAAGCCAAUUAA
Heterostelium album PN500 is the source of this 1857-nucleotide messenger RNA. RefSeq lists its product as uncharacterized. Gene Ontology annotation, molecular function: toxin activity. Bases 1 to 1857 code for a protein of 618 amino acids. NCBI's taxonomy places the organism in Eukaryota, Evosea, Eumycetozoa, Acytosteliales, Acytosteliaceae. The record is from RefSeq and is a predicted model, not a curated record. Gene Ontology annotation, biological process: symbiont-mediated killing of host cell. The transcript is spliced from 4 exons.